Molecule: messenger RNA, 977 nt
Organism: Polychytrium aggregatum
Lineage: Eukaryota; Fungi; Chytridiomycota; Chytridiomycetes; Polychytriales
Product: Cerato-platanin-domain-containing protein
Exons: 2
Coding region: 201-887 (228 amino acids)
Source: RefSeq, a predicted model, not a curated record
CUCUUCUGCUUGCAUCUUCUGCUUGCGUCUUCUGCUUGCAUCGCUCUUUCGCUUGCAUCUCUCUUUCGCCGUCGCUAUGCACAAGUCCAGUCUCGUUGCCGUCGCCCUCUUUGCCCUGGCUGGCCAGGCCGCCGCAAAGGCAAAGUGCCGCAAGCCCUCCAAGAGCUCCAGCGCCGUCUCGACCGUCGAGUCGACCUUCUAUGUCGCCUCUACCCUGUCGGCUGCCCCGGCCUCGUCCUCGGUCGUCUACACCACCGCCCAGUCGCCCGUCGCCACCCAGCCCGUCGAGUCCAGCCCGUCGCCCCAGUCUACCGUCGUGGCCACCCCUGACGUCGUCGCCACCUCUGCCCAGCCCGCUCCCCUGCCCACCACCACCAGCGCUGAUCCUGUCGUGCCUGUCGUGCCUGCCACGACCCAGGCUGACGUCCCCUCCACCACGGCCGUGCCCACUCCGUCCUCCGUCCCUCCUCCUCCUCCUCCCCCGCCCAGUGGCCAGGGCCUUGGCUAUGCCACCUACCACAUGUACACCAGCAACGAGCCUCGACACCGUCUCCUGCAGUGACGGCUCCAACGGCCUCAUCACCCGCUGGGGAUACAGCGACCUGAGCCAGCUGUGGCCUUAUGUCAUGGCCUUCAACGACGCCGGCUGGAACAGCCCCAACUGCGGCACUUGCAUCGAGCUCACCGACACCAUCACCGGCAACACCGUCCAUGUCACCGUCAUCGACCAGUGCGGCCCUCCCCCCAGCGGAUACAGCGCCCACUUUGACAUUGCUCCCCCUGCCCACCAGGAGCUCUUUGGCGCCGCCGCCAGUGUCAGCAAGGGCAGCGGAGUCGCCAACUACCGCACCGUUGCCUCCUCCUUCUGCCGCGGCAACCGCGGUUAAGUACUUUCCAGGCAUAAACCGUUUCGGCUCCCUGCGUGCUGGGUCUUGCCAUGCCGCCCUUGAUUUCUAUACUUUGACCACACCCUCCCG